GCAUGGCGGACAUUUCUGGCCGGGGAUCCAGGGUCUGAGUUGAAUCCGCUGUAAUCCUUGCUCUGUAUGCCGAGCUCGGGCCUGCCGUGUGCCCGGCUUCGUGCUGGACUUUACCCGCUGUCGGAUUGUCUUGAUAUUGCGGAGUUAGUCCCGAGGGCUGGCGGUUUAUCCGAGUCUUGUGUUAGUGGGGCCCAGGCCGCCGCGGCCAUUGACUGCUCUGUGUCCCGCUAGACUGGCAGGUGGCUUGAAGCAGGGCUGCGGUAUCGGCAUUGAAAGCUAACUUCUCUCUGCACACAGGAGGGAGCUUGCUCUGACUGUAGAACGUUUUGUUUGUUUUAUUUAAUAAAUAUCGUCUAUUGACAGCGCCAUGUACACCUAAAGUCUGUGCUGCCAUUAAAGCGUGUGCAGCUCUCAGACUGACACUCAUGCAGCACAGGUGCUGUGUAACGGGAAGACUGUGGAAUCUAGUCACUGUCACUCUUAACUAUCAGUAAAGUUGCUGGUUUAUUUGAAACGUUUGAGUCUUUCUGUGAGGAAACCUAACUUUUAUCUGUGUAUUUAACCUGAUCUGUUUUUGUAGUUCACUUUCUGAGGAUGUGUGCCUGCUCUUGCACUUAAACUGUAAUGUUUCAAAAGUAUUAUGCAUUGUUUAGUGUUUUGACUUUAUUUUUAUUGUCCUGGGUAACUGUAGAUGGCAGGAGAGGAGGCUGUGAAGAAAGUCAACAGGCACCAUGCCAGCCGGAAUCCGGUGCUGGUACGCGGAAUUGGGAAGUAUUCCCGUUCUGUCAUGUAUGCCAGGAAAGCCCUCUACAAGCGCAAGUACAAGGCCCCAGAAACAAAGGUAACUUAUUUUUGUAUAGGCAAGUUCUUGUGUUAUAAUGUUGGUGAUUGCAUGUUUUGUUGGUUUUUUUUUUCCUGAUCUCUGUUUGCUUUACGCAGAUUGAAAAGAAGAAAAAGGAGAAGGCUCCAGCCACUGUAAAAAAGACAGUUGGCGGUGAUAAGAAUGGUGGCACACGUGUGACCAAGCUCCGCAAAAUGGUAAGCAAUGCACACCAAACCAAUUUUAUGGGUUUAUUGUAUAACAAAAAAUUGGCAUAAUUAUGGUCCUGAGAGUUUCUAUUUAAUCAUUAUGUAAGGUAACUUCAAAUGGGGUUUGAGCUUCAUUUUCCGUAGCCGUUGUUUUAAAUGACUGUUGUUGUGAUUUGGUAUACCUCUUAAGGUUACUCUGUUAAUGAGACGCAACGCAAAGAUUAUAUUGAAGAGCAUUUUUUUAUAGAAAGUUUCUUGACUGUAUGUGUUAAACUUCUUUUCGCAGCCCCGUUACUAUCCAACUGAAGAUGUUCCACGCAAACUUCUGAGCCACGGAAAGAAACCUUUCAGUAAACACAAGCGCAAUCUGCGCUCUUCAAUUACUCCUGGGACUGUGCUUAUCCUUCUAAACGGACGUCACAGAGGAAAGGUAUAGUGUGAUGGGGUUCACAAAGCCUAACGUGCAAUAAAAUGCAUCUUCUUUCUAGCAGUGUCACAUUUUAAUGUAAAUUCAUUUUCACAAGAAAUGCAGUGGUGCAUGCAUGAGAUACUGAUUUAAAAAUAAAAUAAAUUAUAAUUGCCAUACUGCAGGAGUUGAUGUGGCUUAUAGUUAGAAUUCUGCAAGACUUGAAUAAAGCUGGUUUGUAUGUUUGCGUUUUACGUCUCUUGUGGCAAAAUACUUGCCUAGACGGAGUGUAGAAAUCUGCAUACCAUCUGUCAUUAAAGGAUUUCUCUAAGAAUCAUGAAAGCUCCAGUGGUAUAAAGUGGUCAUGGUGCCUGGAGACUUUAUGUGCAGCGUUUCUAGUGGGAAUUCAGUGUAUUUCAAAUUUAAGGCCAGAGUAGAAUUGAAAGCAUGGCUAUUCUGACCAUAAAUCUAAUUUGACUGAGAAACUCUGGAGUUUAAUCUCUCUGCUGCCAGAUGUGUAACUCCAACUCCAGAAACGUAAUAAGGGUGUCACGAGGCAGCCUGGUUAAUGUCAAUAUUGUGCUAAUUCCAUUGCACACAAUGAGCCGCUGGCUUUAUCAAACGAUGAAUGUUGAACACCAUGGGGCAUUCCUGGCAUCAUAACCACUUCGGCAGGCUGUGGUGUUUGUGUAGUUUGGAGUAACCUUUUAAGUGGUUAAUACUUCCGGUGAUCCAGUAAAAAUUAUGUACCAAUGUCUUUUGUAUAGAGUUUGGUUUUCUUCUUUUCCAAUACAGAAGUUUAGGAAUGGUUAUUAAAGGAAAGUAGAUUUGUCCUUAAGUAAAUCUGUAAAGUAAUGUAUCUUAAAACUGUUUCUUAAUUUGCAGCGUGUGGUCUUCCUGAAACAGCUUCCAUCUGGCCUUUUGCUGGUAACAGGUAAGUUAUGAGAAUUUGAAAGGUUAAUGAAACUAUCAGUUUGUCUGACUAGUAAGUGCAGAGUUUGAAACUAAGCCAUGGAUUUUAAAGGAUUCAUAGCUACUGGAUUACUAUCUCUCCCAUCCAAUGGGCAUUCUAGGAAUUAAACAAUUCGACAUCACCUAAUAGUUGUGACACUUACAGUACCAUUUAUGGUAGUCUAUGAAGCCCUAACAAAUAAGGGAAAGUAACUUGUUAAUGUAUGGUUAGUGCAAUGUAUAGAUUACAUAUUAUGACUUGGAAACUGGCAUAUUUGUUAUGAAAGGUGAAUUUUGAUUUCAAAUAAAGUAUUUUCAGAUUUGCUUGAAUAAGGAGAGUACAAAAAUUAAUCCCAGUUAAUGUCUUGGUUUUGUGUGGUAUUUUUUAGUUGUGAUUCUAACACACAUUUGCAUUGCCAUAAUGAGAGUAACUGAUUUGUCAGCAUGUAAACCUUUGAUUUGCACUUUCUACCUCUAGAGAACAAAUUAAAGAGCUGUGGAUUUAAAGUUUGAAAUUUAGUAAGGCAAUACAUUCUAAUGUAAGCUUUCUUUUCACCAUUAACUUAGGACCACUGGCUGUCAACAGAGUGCCUCUGCGUAGGGCUCACCAAAAGUUUGUAAUUGCCACUUCCACCAAAGUUGAUAUCUCAACUGUUAAGAUUCCAAAGCAUCUGAAUGAUACAUACUUCAAGAAGAAGAGGCUGCGCAGACCCAAGCACCAGGAGGGAGAGAUUUUUGACACAGAGAAGGAAGUAAGUCAUUAUCACAAAUUUUAUUUGCCUGUUAUUCAAGCAAAGUCUGGGUUAAUUCACUUUAUUUUCUUAGUUUCUAUUUUCACAGUAUCCAAAUUUGACAUCAAACUAGCUUUAUUUGGAGGGAGUGGAUGACUCAGCUACACUUCAAAUUUUGUAUAUUUAGGUUAAUGUUUCAGAUUCACACUUUAGCGAAUUGCCAAGAAAAUAUUUUACAAAAAUUCACAAUGUCUGCUUUUGAGACUUGGUACUGUAUUUUUGCCUUUUGUAAAUGUAAUCACAAGUAUACAUUUUAAUUGUGUGCAUAUUCAGUUACUGUUCUAAAUUUUAGAAAUGAACACUUCCAUCUCACUAAAUUUUAUUGAAACAUUGCGUUGGAAACCUAGUACUUGGUUGCUUAUAUAGAAAAACUCUGAUCUUCUCAAAUCUUAUGUUCUCAUUUUUAAACAAAUCUAGAUAGUGGCUUGGGUCCAUGGCACCCCUAAUUGUAGGCUAGUCUUUGAGCACCUUGUUAGCCAGAAAUCUCAUUGAACCAUUUUAAAGAAAGAUUUGAUAGUGCCUCAUCAAUUCAAACCACUUUUUAGUUUUCUCAUAAUGGAUAAUUUGGGGCAAAAUGGCUACUUUAGGGUGCAUUGGGCUGCCAUACCUUUGCAUUUACAGUCAGACUUCUAUUGAAAGGGUUUUAUUUGUGUUUUUUUUCAGUUGCCCCAAAUAAUUGAGACGCAUGCCCUUCCUUAUCAACUUUCUGUAAGCCAUCAGUAUGCAUGGGAUUGUAUUGAACAGGCAUAUUAAAGCAAAUCUGUGAACUAGUAUAGUUGGAAACUUUACAAUUUUUUGCCCAAACAUUCAUUAUUUUUCGAUCCUUAAAGGACAACUAUAGUGCCAGGAAAACAAACUUGUGGCGAGGAAGGGGUUAAUCCCUUACCACCCUCGGCACUGGGGGACUCUCCUCUCUCUUCUGAUGUCAUCAGCUGAAUGCACAUGCGCGGCAAGAGCCACACGCACAUUCAGCCAGUCUCAUGGAAAGCAUUCUCAAUGCUCUCCUAUGGACGCUGGCGUCUUCUCACUGUGAAAAUCACAGUGGGAAGCACCUCUAGUGGCUGUCAAUGAGACAGUCACUAGAGGCUGGAUUAACCCAUUUAUAAACAUAGCAGUUUCUUUGAAACUGCUAUGUUUACAGCAGAAAAGGUUAAUCCUAGAGGGACCUGGCACCCAAACCACUUCAUUGAGCUGAAGUGGUCUGGGUGCCUAUAGUGGUCCUUUAAGUGUUUAGUGAAUAAACACUAAACGAUAGUCACGAACAGAUUCCAAGUGAGCUAAAAUGCACUCCUCUCAUUGGGAAUAAACUUUGCUCUUGAAAGUACUGUUGGUUACUAUAAUAAAGUAAUUGUGGCAGACAACUUGUGUUCUAAUGUGCAACUUUUUCUUUUUUUUUCUUUUUUUCUAGAAAUAUGCAGUCACACAACAGCGCAAAGCAGAUCAGAAAUUUGUGGACUCUCAGCUCCUGCCAUUGGUCAAGAAAGAGCCCCAGCUGCGUGGAUACCUGCAUUCAGUAUUUUUCUUGUCAAAUGGAAUGUACCCUCACAAACUGGUCUUCUAAUAAGAUUCACAAAGACCUAUUAAAAUAUUGUAAAACUGUAGUUGUAUGGUGUUGUCGUUUACUUUAAUAGAGAAGACCUAAUAGAGAAGACCUUAUUUUCAAGGGCAAUCUACUUAUGAUUGUGUAUAAUACAUAUUAAUAGAAAGCUCGCAUCCAACUUGUAUAUUUGGAAUGUGUAAUACGUGGACUUUUCCUCAAUUGUAUUAACAUUUGUUCAAACGUGCUAACUCAAUGUACAGUAUCCUAUUGAUGGGAUAAAAAGCUGAUUUUGCAUGUACUCUGUAUGGGUGAAAGGGUUGAUGUUCUAGAACAUGUGGGGACCUAACAAAGCAUGUACUUUCAACAAAUGAAAGUUAAGUAGACAAUGAAAAUGGAGUGCAGAGUAAAAUUUGUAACCAUACACUUUAUAGAUUUUUGAGCUCCUAGAGAUGGAUCUAGAUAUACAUCUAUUUUUUGGGGAGGAGACAUUGCUUGUUAACCACUAUCACAACCCUGUUUUGAUUGAAAGACUGCCCUGCAGCCGAUGUGACAGUAAAAUCUUGCAAAUGGCUAGUAAUGAGACUGAAUGGGGCACUACAUGUACUAAACGUUUUGUUUGGGUGGAGAAAGCACGCUGAACAAUGAUUUUAAUAUUUUUAAACCGCACAUCAUGAUAUUGUCAAUAUUAAAAUUUGAAUCAAUGCAUCUGAGGAACUUUCCGUCUGUAUGCCGAGCAUUGUGCAGCACUGACCCAAGAAGCACAUUUAGUGGCUGUCAAGGCCACUAGUCCUAGGCAGCAAUCUAAACGCUGCCUUUUCUCAAAAAAG
This is a messenger RNA of Pelobates cultripes (western spadefoot toad), 5544 nucleotides long. Lineage: Eukaryota; Metazoa; Chordata; Amphibia; Anura; Pelobatidae. The record is from the annotation of a GenBank genome assembly.